AUGAUUCAUGAAGAUAUUGAGGUUUACGUGGACGACAUGAUUUCCAAAUCCAGAACUGAAGAUGAUCAUUUAGAAAACUUGAGGAAGUUGUUUGCCAGGGUCCGGAAGUUCAAGUUGCAUUUGAAUCCAACAAAAUGCACUUUUGGGGUCCGAUCUGGCAAACUAUUGGGUUUCAUAGUCAGUCAGAAAGGCAUAUUGAUUGUGCUCAAGCUUAUAAGAAUCAAGUUGAGGUGUUCAGAUAAACAUCGAGAAGAUGCGCUAAAAGCAUUGGAAUUUAUUUUAAAGGAUUUGCAACUUGAUUACUACCUUGACCUGUAUCCGACCCACUGGCCAGUGAGCAUGAAAAGGGGGACAAGUGAUUUUAAGGCUGAAAAUCUUGGUCAUCUUGACAUACCAUACACAUGGAAAGCAAUGGAGGCGUUAUAUGACUCUGUAAAGGAUAAAGUUUUUGGAGUGAGCAACUUCUCUACAAAGAAACUUCAAGCUCUAUUGGACAUAGAAACAGUGCCUCCUGCUGCUAAUCAGAUGGAAUUGCAUCCUGGAUGGCAGCAGUCAAAGUUGUAUGUGUUUUGUGCAUCAAAUGGAAUUCAUGUACCUGUAAGAUAUUCUCCUCUAGGCUCACAAAAAGUACUCAAAAGUGACAUUCUGCUGAAUCCAGUUCUCAAAGAGGUUGCAGAGAAAUUAGGGAAGGCACCGAGACAAGUUGCCCUUUGAUGGGGGCUAUAAGCAGGACAUAUCCUACCUAAGAGCACCAAUGAGGCUAGAAUCAAGGAUAAUUUGGAUGUGGUCGAUUGGUCUAUUCCUGAAGAUUUGGUAUUCAAGUUCUCUGAAAUUAAGCAGACAAGUUGUAAGUUAGUUUAAUCUAGCCUUUAUUGUUUUGUUUAUCAAUCGUUGAGAUGGUUUUGAGUUGUGGUUGUCGUUGAGGUUGCCAAAUGAACCUGAAUACCUCGGUAAAAUGCAGUUGAAUCAGUUGCAUUUGCAGUUGCGAUGUCAUUCUAAACAUCUUUAAAACCUUUAUGUUACAAUCAAAAUCGAGAUCACAAUUGAGGUUGUGAACUGUAGGUUAGAACUGUGAUCGGGACUACUUACUUCAUUGUUAUCGGAUCUAACACAAGGAACUUACACUUACACGUGCAUGAUAACUUGCAUUUUUAUGAUAGGCAUGUUCUUGGGGCUUUGACCUGUG
Messenger RNA from Lathyrus oleraceus (garden pea), 1186 nucleotides. RefSeq names its product NADPH-dependent aldo-keto reductase, chloroplastic-like. The record is from RefSeq and is a predicted model, not a curated record. Lineage: Eukaryota; Viridiplantae; Streptophyta; Magnoliopsida; Fabales; Fabaceae. The transcript is spliced from 5 exons. Gene Ontology annotation, molecular function: oxidoreductase activity.